Penaeus monodon (black tiger shrimp) is the source of this 5019-nucleotide messenger RNA. It is a transcript of the gene Klc, whose product is annotated as kinesin light chain-like. The record is from RefSeq and is a predicted model, not a curated record. Gene Ontology annotation, biological process: microtubule-based movement. NCBI's taxonomy places the organism in Eukaryota, Metazoa, Arthropoda, Malacostraca, Decapoda, Penaeidae. Gene Ontology annotation, cellular component: kinesin complex; cytoplasm; membrane-bounded organelle. The coding region runs from base 1182 to 3185 and encodes 667 amino acids. Gene Ontology annotation, molecular function: kinesin binding. The transcript has 16 exons.
GCUGGUCUGCAGCGCCGCACGGGCCUCCUCCUCUCCUCCUUCCAUCGGGAGAUUAGCAUGUCGUCCUUCGCAUGGCCUCUCGCUCACGGCCGCGAGUAGACACGGCGCCCGGGCAGGCAGGCAGGCGGGCAGGCAGGGAGUAAAGGAGGGAGCGAGAGAGCAAGGGAGGGAGCGUGAGUCAUCCGUCCCUCUAGGUCUCCCUCUCCCUCACAAGGACGGGGGCGUCGCCCCUCAGUCAGGCGUGCGGCGGCAGCUUGGGCGGUGCCAUAGUAGUGUAGCUCCGUACCGCCCCUUUCCCUGUGUGCGUUGUGUGUGUUGCCGAGUCGCCGCGCGGGAGCCUCCAGCGAGCCAGUGCGACGGAGGCAGAGUGCGAGCGAGUGUUUCCCGGCGCCGGAGGGAGCGAGGCACGAGGGCAGGGCUGCUUGUCACGCACUCACGCAUUCCGGGACAUGUGAGCCCACAAUAACAGAGCGCAGUCCUGGCCCCUUCCCCCUCCCCCCGCCCGCCCGAGAGAGCCGAGGGCGGUUGUUCCGAGGCCGUGGUAGCGAUGGGCGGCGUGGCAGGAGCCCCGAGUGCGGCGGUGGGCGCGUGCUGACCGGCCGAAGGCGUAGGAGGGAGGGAUGGUAAGUGCCUGGCCCCGAGCGGAGGCUGAGGGCGAGCUGGAGUGGCCUCUGACGCAGCAGAAGCAGCAGCGUCAGCGUCAGCGACGGCGGCUGUCAAGCAGUUAUCAUCAUCGAUUGUGUGUGUAUGUGGUUUAGCGGAGUGAUCAAUAUUCACUGUGGUGCCAUACCCCGACGUCAGAGGGCACUGCCUGGAUCGCGUGCCGAACGUGGGUGCAUGUGCGUGCCCGUGCCCUCGCCGCUGGGCUGAGUGUCAUCCCCCAGGCGGCGCGGUACCCGAUACCCGGGGCUGGAACUCGGUGCUAGAAGCCCCUCCCCCUUCCCCACCCCUCCCCUUCCCUCCCCUCAUGCCACGUGCUGGGUACUAAUUAGUGGCAGAUCCUUCUCACGCCCACACGCGCGCGCGCCCCCAUUCGCCCACACACCCGUUCGUCCGUGCAGGACGAGGGACGCAAAACAUUCCCCUCCCCCCUCCCGAUCACCCUCCUCCUCCUCCCCCUCCCCCCCAUAGUGUGCGUGAACUUCUGAUGCCACCAAUCAUCACAUCUCCUCGACGGCACUAUGUCCAAGGCCAUUAACGCCUAUCGCAUCAAGAAGAUCGAGAGCAUCGGGAGGAUGACGGCCCUGACGCAGGAGGAGGUGGUGUCCCACACGCGGACGGUGGUGCAGGGGUUGGAGGCCCUGCGGAAUGAGCACAACUCCAUCCUGACGGGCAUCAACAACUCCAUCACCUCCGCCCAGCACCACCCGCCCGACUCCAAUGUCUUCUCGGAGAAGGCUGGCAUCAUCCAGAAGUCCCUCGACCAGAUCGAGCUCGGGCUCUCCGAGGCUCAGAUUAUGCUGGCACUUGCCUCCCACCUGCAGACGGUUGAGGCUGAGAAACAGAAGCUGCGUGCACAGGUUCGGCGGCUUUGCCAGGAGAAUGCGUGGCUUAGGGACGAGCUGGCCUCCACCCAGCAGAAGCUGCAGGCCUCCGAGCAGCAUGUGGCACAGCUGGAGGAAGACAAAAAGCACCUCGAGUUCAUGUCCACCAUCAAGAAGUACGAUGCGGACGUACAGGACUCAGAGUCAUCAAUGGAGGAAAAGAAAGACAAAAGUGAUGAUCCCGUUGUAGACCUAUUUCCAGACGACGAUGCCGAUGACAGGGCUGGUUUAAAGAGAAGCGGGGAUUUUGGUUCUCAGGCGUCUUUAGCUGCCAUGUCCCCAACUCCACCGUCCCAGUUCGCACAGCAGGUGAAUGCUGGUUAUGAAAUACCAGCUCGUCUUCGUACUUUGCACAAUCUAGUAAUCCAAUAUGCCUCACAAGGACGCUAUGAGGUGGCAGUUCCUCUGUGUAAACAAGCACUGGAGGACCUUGAGAAGACCUCCGGGCAUGAUCAUCCUGAUGUGGCAACUAUGCUCAAUAUCCUGGCUCUUGUCUACAGGGACCAGAAUAAAUACAAAGAGGCAGCGAACCUCCUAAAUGAUGCGCUCGCCAUCCGGGAGAAGACCUUGGGAGAGAACCACCCUGCAGUUGCAGCUACCCUAAAUAACCUAGCUGUGUUAUAUGGAAAGCGAGGCAAAUACAAGGAGGCUGAGCCUCUGUGCAAGCGAGCCCUGGAGAUCCGUGAAAAGGUGUUAGGCCGUGACCACCCUGAUGUGGCCAAGCAACUCAACAACUUAGCCUUACUUUGUCAGAACCAGAUCUCUCAGGAGGAGCGUAGAGGGGUGCCUAAGGAGGAGCUUCUCGGCAAAUACGAAGAAGUAGAGCGGUAUUACCAGCGAGCGUUAGAAAUUUACGAAUCGAAGUUGGGGCCCGAUGACCCCAAUGUAGCCAAGACGAAGAACAACCUUGCCUCAGCAUACCUCAAGCAAGGGAAGUACAAGGAGGCUGAGAUCUUGUACAAGCAGGUUCUCACAAGGGCUCACGAGAGGGAGUUUGGUGCCAUUGACGGCGACAACAAACCCAUCUGGCAGGUGGCAGAGGAGCGUGAAGAGAACAAGAAUAAGGUGAAGGACUCAGCUCCCUAUGGCGAGUAUGGCGGCUGGCACAAGGCGGCCAAGGUAGACUCGCCCACAGUGACCACGACCCUGAAGAACCUGGGUGCCCUUUACCGGCGCCAGGGCAAGUACGAGGCGGCUGAGACCCUGGAGGAUUGCGCCAUCCGGUCACGUAAGGAGGCCGUCAAUCUGGUCAAGGACGGGAUGACGCCAGAGGGAAGCCGACGACUCUCAGCCUCAAGGGACAGACUCCGCAGGGGGUCACGAGAGUCCCUCAACUCAGCUGAGUUCGAUGCCAACGACGAUUAUGAGUAUGGGCGUCUGCGGAGGUCCAGCUCUUUCUCCAAGUUACGGGCAUCCAUACGAAGAUCCAGUGCCAAGUUGGUGCACAAGCUCCGCGGCCGAACGGAAUUGGAGGUCGAUGACACGGCUGCAAGACUGAAACGGGCAAGUUCACUGUCCGUUCUUAGUGGAGAGGAGCCCCAGAAACAGUCCUUACAGGUUCCCCUAGCUGUGCGUGGUCGAGCAGUGAGCUCAGAACACCUUUCCCGACCAGCUGCUUCUGCCUCGCCUGGCCUGCGCUAGAGACUACUUUCAUGCUCGCUGUUCCUUCUGCGUUAAUGUUACCUAUCAUAAGCAAUGGGAAAGAUCUAUUCAUGGUAGAUUACAAGAGCCUCCUGUCCUUGCUUUUCCACAUAAGGACAGAGAAUUGUUCUUUAUGUUCUGUACGUAAGCAACCUACCAGAGCAGUCUUUAGAUAUGUGUUUUUAUAGAUUGUUCCUAUGAAAAUUCUAUCUAUGUCUGUGUGUGUGCAGGACUAAUAACCAUAACCCAUUGUUAGUGACAGUUAACGGUGGGGCAUUUAAAACUUUGAGAAAGUUACUUUUGCAUGACAUAGUACAUCAAGAGCAGUUGUGUAUAAAACAAGGACAGGUAUUAAAACAUCAAUCACAUUGCAUUAUUGAUUUUAUGCAAUGGAAAUUAGAAAUUGGAGAGGCAGAAUAAAAGAAUAAAUAAGAGAAUAAAAAGCCCAAAUUAGCAGAUGGCAGCCUGGUCUUCCAGUUCGAAAAAUGGGUAGGAAACCAAGGACAGAAAACCAAGGGGUACUGAUUUGCAUGGGACAGGUAACGGAAUUUUAGAUUUUUACAGGAUGAAAAUGUAUAAAAUAAAGAGGAGAAAUUUAUGGAUUUCAACACUGGAAAGUCAAAAAAAAGAAAAAAAAAAAUGUAGAUUAGAAUGGUUGUCUUGUUUUGUAGUACCAUCACUGACACAUUCAUUGCAUUGUGUUUGGAUGCCUAAGCUGCAUUUGAAUCCCUGAAACUGGUAGAGUGUAGUUACCAGAGAAUAACAAUUACAUAAUGUGCUAUAGUCUGCAUAUAGUUUCCAAAGCCUCAUAAUAGCAUGUUCCAAAGUAUUCAUCUCUUAGCCUGGACAGAACUUUUGUCCAUGCAGCUCUUAUGAUUUUCUGCACAUGUAUAGUCACAAAAUGGCCAAGAAUUUCCUUUUUGUAAUUUAAAUGAAUCCAUUAUUGCAAUCUUGAGUGAGAGGUGUGCAUGUGAAAAAAAGAAAACAAAAAAAAGUUUAUAUUUAAUAAAUAUUUAAUAAUUCAGUGUCUCUGUACUGGCAGAACAUAAAAUUUACAUUUGAUGUCAUGAUAGAGUGCUUUAUUGAACAAGGCAUUGACAUACCAUUCCAGGAGGAUCUUGAUAGCUAUCUAGUCUUUUAUUUAUGAGAUUUGUGUCAUUUCAUGUUUUUAGUUUCUUACAUUGUGGAUUUUGGUAUGUUGUUGUAAAUGGCUAUAUUGUACAUUUCCAGUUUUGUAUUACUUAAUUUGGUUAAGAUGAUUUUGUGUUAUAUUUAUUUCUGUAAUAGUUUUGUGUCUAGGUCAAAAUUAUACAAAGCAUAUAUUGUUUUAAUUUCAUUCAUGAUUCUCAUGAGCAAAACUAUUUUUCAGUGUAGUUUUAAGGACCAUAUGCAUUAUAUCCACCAAGAAGAAAAUGAUGCACAUCCUGUUAUGGAUGAAGCUAUAGUUACCCUUGAACCAGUGUCCCAUACAGGGUUAAAUAUAUACACAAUAUGAGGAAAAUAUCCCUGGAAACAGUUAUUUAUCCCACUAGUGACUAAAAAGAACUACGAGAUUUGGGCCACAAGUUCCCAUCUCUUAGUUCAGAAGAAAGAUAGUUGUACUGUGAUUCUUGCACUUCCAGUACUAUUAUAAAUACAGUUGCUGGCAGUAUAGGAAUGUUAGUCAACUGGUAUAUCUUGCACAGGGGUUGUAAAGAUUUCAUCAUUUCAGCUGUCUGAACGUUCACAACCUAACUUUUUUGUUAGCUUCAUGUCUGCUUUUGUCUGUGCAUUCCCACGGUGACACAGCAACCGAUGUAGGAAAAGUUAUCAAUAAACAACUUGAUGGCUUAUG